AUGGGCACUCGAGUUUACGGACAAUUGCAUGAUCCCCUGGACCAUGCGACCGGUAUCGAGAAAAGAGAACUGCUGGCCCACCUCGCAGGGGACUGCGACCCUUUUCGCGUAUUGCCCAUCAAGAGAGGUCCAGGCACUCGCGAGAGGCCCAAUCUGAUUCCUAGCUCAAAUCAACAGCGCCUGCUGGGUUGCAAAUGUAAUGAUUAUGUGAUGCAUAUUGAGUACAUGUGGCUGCACAUGGGCGUACCGAAGCGUUGCGGUUGUGGAUACUGGUUCGAGUUGUGUCCGGUAGCUCCGCUUUGA
Messenger RNA from Diatraea saccharalis (sugarcane borer), 303 nucleotides. Lineage: Eukaryota; Metazoa; Arthropoda; Insecta; Lepidoptera; Crambidae. The record is from the annotation of a GenBank genome assembly.